AAUCGCUGAUGAAAUGGCCCCCAUUUUAAUUAAUUUUGUGGCCACGUUGUUCUCCCCACCCAAUUGCAGUUUUGAUUUAAGUGUAGCGUGCUCUGUGACUAAUGUGGUACGGCGAGGCUCUCUCUCCCUCUCUCGUACCAAUCAAGCUAUAUAUAUUCAAUGAAUUCCUCAAUGUCUCUGGAAUUAUUCCUGCACAGCCAUUGUUCUCACACCUAACGUUGAUUCAUGUUUUCUUCCUCUUCUCUUGGAUCUGCAGAUUAUCAAAGUGAAUACUACGGCCCGGGCCCCAACUAUGACUUCUUCCCCCAGGGGCCCCCAUCGUCGCAGGCCCAGACCCCUGUGGAUCUCCCCUUCGUGCCCUCCUCGGGCCCCACGGGCACCCCCCUAGGAGGCAUGGACCACCCCCUGCCGGGCCACCACCCUUCCAGCGAGGUACAGCGCUUCUCCGACAUAAUGUCCCACCACCCGGGGGACUCUCCCAGCCCGGAGCCCGGGAUCCCGGGACCCCUGCACGGCAUCUCCUCCGAGGUGUUUGGCCCGAGUCCGCCCUUUACCUCACUGUCUCUGAACGGCAGCGGAUACAGCAACCACCUGUCCCACCCGCCCUCGGAAAUGAACGAGGGCACCGUGUGGUAGCUCUCUGAGAGAGAGAGGACUCUGGUUGCCGGAGGUUGGGUAUCGGAGGGUGGUGAGGUGGGGGUCUGACUGGGGGGUUGAAGACAGGGGAAAUGGAUAUUGACAGGGUUAGGGCAAAAUGCCAUGAAGUCAUUAUUUUUGUCAGUGUUUUAUUUUCUUUUUUACAAUAUUUAUUUAUUUAUUUUCCCGCU
Etheostoma cragini (Arkansas darter) is the source of this 827-nucleotide messenger RNA. Its product is annotated as LIM/homeobox protein Lhx1-like. The record is from RefSeq and is a predicted model, not a curated record. NCBI's taxonomy places the organism in Eukaryota, Metazoa, Chordata, Actinopteri, Perciformes, Percidae. The coding region runs from base 226 to 636 and encodes 136 amino acids. The transcript has a single exon.